UCGAUCCGGGUCGAAGCUACCCAGUUUGUGAGAAUGGAGCCAUGAGGCUCGUUGGUUCUCACAUGACUCUCUCUCUCCCUCCUAAUCAAUCGAAUUUUUUUCAUGGUUUUUCUCUGACCAGGAAGUAAGCAGGUUCUCUCUGUCCCCGUCACAUAAAACAGGAAAGCGUGGCACUUCCUCUCUCUUGGGUUCCCUCCAUUAAAAUGUGUGGUUCCAAGGAACUGAUGAUCCACCCACCUCUACGCGCUACAAGCACUCUUUCUCUCUCUGUCCUUUGUUGCCCUGCCCGCCAUGCUGCUGCAUUCAAAUGCCUGCAACACGAAGCUUCUCACCACGUUCAACAAUAACCACCGUCUUCUUUCUCUUAAUGGUGGAAGACAUUGGCUAGAGAGUUGUUGCAGAAGCAGCUUUCGGUGUGGUUCCCCUUCUCUCUCUAAAACCUUUCGAAUUUCUCGUGGAUUUAUCGUGAGAGGUUCAUUCUGGCAGGCUCUCGCCAUGGCAGCUCAGGGCAACCUUUUCUCAGCUUUUGCUAGGCCCAAGUCUCCCAUCAAUGAGGUAUUGAAGAAUGUGGAGUGGCCAGAAAAGUUUCCCUUCAAAGAGGAGGAUUUUCAGCGGUUUGAUGAAUCUUCAGAUUCAUUGUUCUAUUCAACUCCUCGCUUCGUUACACAUAUCGAUGAUCCUGCCAUUGCCGCACUGACUAAGUUUUACUCAGCUGUUUUCCCCCCAAGUAACUCUCCAGGAGUAUGCCUGUUGGAUUUAUGCAGUAGCUGGGUUAGCCAUUACCCAAAAGGAUAUAAGCAAGAUAAAAUUGUUGGUUUAGGUAUGAAUGAAGAAGAGCUUCAGCGCAAUCCGGUUUUAACUGAUUAUGUUGUGCAAGAUUUGAAUGUCAACCCAAAGCUUCCUUUUGGAGACAAUUCGUUUGAUGCAAUUACUAACGCGGUUAGUGUCGAUUACCUAAACAAGCCAAUUGACGUGUUCAAGGAGAUGCAAAGGGUUCUUAAGCCAGGUGGUCUUGCAAUAAUGAGUUUCUCAAAUCGUUGCUUCUGGACAAAGGCUAUCUCCAUAUGGACCUCCACGGGUGAUGUCGAUCAUGUUUGGAUUGUUGGUGCUUAUUUCCAUUAUGCUGGUGGUUUUGAUCCUCCUGAGGCACUAGAUAUUUCUCCUAACCCUGGGCGCUCAGAUCCAAUGUACGUUGUGUAUGCACGAAAAUUGGCUGCUUGAGCAUGUAUGCAUCAAACUCUGCUACCUCAUAUCAUAAGCCAACUUGGAUGCCUUCGCAUUUAUUUAUUCUAUUAUUUGUAAAUAGGAAGAGAAGGAAAAGGGAGAUAAUCCUCAAGAGGGGUGCUACUCAUCACUUUUGUGGUGAAAUGUAGAUCGACACUGAACUUUCUUCUUCACUUGUUGGGGAAAUUCAUUAAUAGUUGGUAAUUUGGACUUUUGAAAAAAGUUUAUACCUUUAAGUGUAGCAGAUUCUUUGUUAUCUUUUGUUUCAAAAAAAUUGUAACUUUUCCAGUAGAAAAAGCUCAAAAAGGAUUCUGUGACAGACAAACCAGGUGGCGGAAGGUACACAGAGAAGGCUAUUGGACUUAUUCAAUGGAAGAACUCUACACAUACCCAAGCAAUGUAGGUUAUAGUGAGUCCUAAAACCUAACAUGUGUAACGACACUUGGAGCUGAAGUUUCCACCUCAUACAUAUGAGGUGAGGUGAAAUGUUCAUUAAAAAUAUGAUAAACAGUGUAAAGAAGAAUUGCAUAUUUAUUUAGUUAUUUUGACAAUA
Amborella trichopoda is the source of this 1777-nucleotide messenger RNA. RefSeq names its product S-adenosyl-L-methionine-dependent methyltransferases superfamily protein. The record is from RefSeq and is a predicted model, not a curated record. NCBI's taxonomy places the organism in Eukaryota, Viridiplantae, Streptophyta, Magnoliopsida, Amborellales, Amborellaceae. Gene Ontology annotation, molecular function: S-adenosylmethionine-dependent methyltransferase activity.